AUGACUAAACCUGAGUAUUCAAUUUACCCUUGGACGAAGGAAUAUGAUUGGUGUUCCAACUGUGGACGUACAUAUGAAGAACAUCCUUAUAUUACAUAUUCCCUUCAGAACAAAAAGUUUAAAAUUAAUGGAUAUUUCAUUAGGUGUGGCUGUUGCUAUGAUGGUUGCUGCUGCGAAGAUGACUACUUCGAUUGCUUUGACUGCUGUCUAUAUUCUUGGUCGCUCCAGAUUUCCGAUGACAACAAAACAUGGAAAGAAAUUCACAGAAUUGAAAAAGACGAAUCAAUGAGAAGAUGUAACGAAAAAAGUUACAAUUUGGAUAAGGAGUACAUUGCAAAAUAUGUUAGAUUGAUACAAAAUAAGCCCUGCCCUGGUUUCCCACCAUGCAUUGCCUUAAACAAAAUUGAAUUUUACGGUGAUGCAAUAAAUGCGGAUAAUUCUCAAGAUGAGGAGUUUGUUUCUUAUCAUGAUGAUGACGACGAUGUUAGUAUAAUUGGACAUAUAUCAAAGAAUGGAAAAAUGAAUGAAAAUUAA
Messenger RNA from Trichomonas vaginalis G3, 534 nucleotides. RefSeq names its product galactose-binding domain-like family. The record is from RefSeq and is a predicted model, not a curated record. NCBI's taxonomy places the organism in Eukaryota, Parabasalia, Trichomonadida, Trichomonadidae. Bases 1 to 534 code for a protein of 177 amino acids. The transcript has a single exon.